AUGGGAGAAGAGGAGGGCUUGCCUCUGAUCGCCGGCGGCGGUCGGCCUCCACCCUCGAAGGCCUGGGAGAUACUGUGGAGAGCCGCAAAGCUCCUCGGGAGGGCCUGGAAGCUCAUGCUCCCCGUCCUGUUCAUCUAUCUUAUCCCCUCCUCUCUCCUGUUAUUUGGCACCUUUAUUACCGUGGAGCCGUUGAUCAUCGACAUGGCCCGGAGGGUCUCCACCAUGAAGACCAAGGAUCCCUCGAGCUCAGAGUUCCUUGCCCUCCUCCCCGGGCUAACUGAGGAUCUUAGCGGGUUCGUCGCCGCGGAAGUGGGUAUGCUGUUGGCGUCGCUCCUGCUCUCGUCGUUCCUCUUGACGGGGGUGAUCAACGUGCUCACCAUGGCCGCCAAGGCGGAGAAGGUGACCUUCAAAGAUCUGUUUUACAAGAUAAAGACUAUGUGGAAGGGCUUACUUGCCACUCUUCUCUACGUCAACCUCUUGGCCUUCGCUUACGAGACCAUCUGGCUGCUACUUCUGGCCUUUGCCUUCUUCAUCUUUGGCCUUUCUCUGGGAUCGUCUGUCUUGACCGCCGUCAUAACGGUCUCGGGCCUUCUUCUCCUUCUGUACUUGAGCAUGAUCUGGUCUCAAGGGGUGGUGGUCUCGGCGACGGAGGAAGGACGCUACGGGCUGACUGCCCUGGGGAGAGCGGCGGAGCUCGUCCAAGGAAGAAGAGAGCUAGCGUUCCAGGUUAACUGCCUCAAGUUUCUCAUCUUUGCGGGGUGGUAUCUCAUCAUGAUUCUCCUCCGAAAGGUGACGAACCCGCUGAUCACCCUGACCGUCAGCUUCUACCCCAUGCUACUUGUGAGCGUGUUCUGUUUAGCCGUGGACGUGGCGUUCUACAACGAGUGCAGGAAAGCCGCGGAGGGGAACCCAUGA
Messenger RNA from Spirodela intermedia, 915 nucleotides. NCBI's taxonomy places the organism in Eukaryota, Viridiplantae, Streptophyta, Magnoliopsida, Alismatales, Araceae. The record is from the annotation of a GenBank genome assembly.